Messenger RNA from Anopheles cruzii, 726 nucleotides. RefSeq lists its product as uncharacterized. NCBI's taxonomy places the organism in Eukaryota, Metazoa, Arthropoda, Insecta, Diptera, Culicidae. The record is from RefSeq and is a predicted model, not a curated record. The coding region runs from base 28 to 693 and encodes 221 amino acids. The transcript has 2 exons.
CGCGAACCGGCCGCAAUCAAUGUGAAUAUGGUUUCAUUUUAUGUGCUAGAUUAUGAUGAUAAUAUAGAAAAGUGUCGCAUCACUAACGCGGGCGCACGAAUACGGAAUGUUGCCGUCUGCAAGAUCCACACAGACCCGAUUUGCACAAUUACCACGGAUCCAGUCACACUGACCGAUCUGUUGCUAAAUUUGCGAUGCUUUCCGUGGUUUAGGCUUAGAGUGGCCAAUGCCCUCGUGUCACGGGCGUUGGUGGUUAUAAAAUUAGUUCCUCCGAAGAACGAACAUUUAGAUUAUCACUGGGGCGAACGAGCCGUUCGGAUGCUAUGGGAGAUCAACGAACUGAACGAAAUGAUGGCUUGGCUGUCGACACUCGGAGGAGCCUUUUCGGCGCUCGGUGAUUACCAGCUAGCAUGUGCAGACACGGCCGGUGAAAUAUCGAUCCACCAAAUGAAGCUCGCCUUCCGCCUGGGUGACCCAUCGCUUGUCGCACGUUGCCGCCUGUACCUUGCGAUCUCGCUAAUCCAAAAAUAUGAGUUCAGUGCCGCUAAACACAUCGUCCAGACAGUGUAUCGGACCGAAAAGCGACAGGCGGAACCAGAAACGCGUUUACUUAAGAUGUGCCAUGGCAUAUGGGCGAAAAUGCGCUACGAGUACGACCAACACCAACGAAACCAGGGUCGCAAGAAAACGUAAAACGUGUGUGUCUUCAUAAUGUUGUGAUCAAAU